Molecule: messenger RNA, 1872 nt
Organism: Camelina sativa (false flax)
Lineage: Eukaryota; Viridiplantae; Streptophyta; Magnoliopsida; Brassicales; Brassicaceae
Source: RefSeq, a predicted model, not a curated record
AUGGCGAUGGUCCCGGUAAAUCCCGUUCCUAAUCCGCCUCUUGGAGUAGAUUUCGACGCAGAAGCUGAGGAUCGCGAUGAGUUUCAUAUCAACAAGUUGGCGACAGAUUUUACGGAAGCUGAGGAAUCGAUUCGUCAUAACGUGUACCCAGAAAGCGACGAUGAGGAUGAGGAACGUGUUCGUAGUGGUGGUGCGAGUAGGGGGACUCCCAUAGUUCGUGGUGAUGGUUCAAUGUACAAAGGGCAAAGCUUCUACAAUGGAAUCGCUUUUAAGGAGUGUGUUCUUGACUACGCACUUGUAUCCGGUUGUAACUUGAAGCAAUACAGGUACGAUAGAGAUAGAAUCGGUUUUAAGUGUGUUGGUGCUAAGGGGAAAUGUAUGUGGAAAGUUUAUGCGGCAUGUUUGCACAAUGAGUCGAUGUGGAGGAUUACAUUGUACACGAACAAGCAUAUUUGUGUACCUAAUGGAGAGUGUGAAAUGUUUAAGGUGCCAGUGAUAGCUAGGUUGUUUCUAGAUAAGAUAAGAGAAGAACCGGAAUAUUACAUGCCUUUGAAGAUGGAGCAGACUAUAAUGGAGAAGUGGAAGAUAUCAGUUACUAGAGGUCAAUGUCAAGCUGCUAGGAGAAAGGCAUUGGCAUGGAUAGAGCUUGAAUAUGACACUCAAUUUGAGCGACUCAGAGACUAUGGGGCUGAGAUAUUGGAAGCAAAUAAAGGUUCUGUUGUAGAGGUAGAGACGGUGAAGAACGAGGUCGGACAGGAUGUGUUUAAGCGAUUCUAUGUAUGCUUUGAUGCUCUUAGGAGAACAUGGAAAAAAUCUUGCAGACCACUAAUACGAGUUGAUGGUUGUUUCUUAAAAGAAAAGAUCAAGGGACAGUUGCUGGUUGCUUUAGGAAGGGAUGCUGACAAUGUUAUCUACCCAAUGGCUUGGCUGAAGAUCGACUUGGAGUUAGGUGAUGGGGAUGGUUACAUUAUGGUGUCUGAUCGACAAAAGGGUUUGAUUAAAGCUGUUGAGUUAGAGUUACCAAAGAUUGAGCAUAGAAAAUGUGUUAGGCACAUUUAUGGUAAUCUAAAGAAGAGGCAUCCGGAUAAGAAGCGGCUGAAGAAACUCCUUUGGGAUCUAGCUUGGGCGUUCCACAAGAUUGGCAGCUACUGUGAGGAUGUGGAAAACAACUCUGUGGAGUCCUUCAAUAGCACAAUCAACAAGGCAAGAGAGAAGCCAUUUGUGGCCAUGUUGGAGGCUGUUCGAAGGCUUGCAAUGGUUCGAAUUGCUAAGCGGUCUGCACUUUCUCAUUCGCACGAAGGGAUAUGCACUCCAUAUGUGAAACGCUUCUUGGCUGAAGAGCAUAAGGCAGCUUCUAUGUGCUUUGUUCAUCCCAGCACAAAUGGAGCUUAUGAAGUUUACCUGGGAUAUGACAAACACAGAGUCAAUUUGAAUGAAAGGACUUGUACCUGCAUGAAGUUUCAGAUAUGUGGAAUCCCCUGCGAACAUGCUUAUGGACUGAUACUCAAGAAGACAUUGGAAGCUGAAGAUUACGUGUGUGAAUGGUUCCGAACUUUCAAGUGGAAAGAGAAUUACACGGAGGGGAUUAUACCACAAAGAGGUCCACGCUAUUGGCCUUGCACUGGUGGUGAAAGUGUGCAUCCACCACCAAGGGCGGAUGAUGAAAAGGUAGACAAGAAGAGGAAGAAAGGUGCUCAUGAGUCACCUACCAAGAAGAAACCAAAACAAAAGAAGAGAAUCAUGCAUUGUGGGAUAUGUGGUGCAGCUGAUCAUAAUUGUAAGUACCACCAGAAGAAGAAGAAUAAGAAGAAUACAACACAGGGUGGAACUCAAGUGGAAUCUUCUCAAGGUUGUCUUACUCAAGAUAAGUAA